AUGUUCCGGCGCUUCGUCCGCGGGCCUCCGCGACGCAAAGCGUGGCCGCGGUCCACGGUCCGAGGAUGGGUGUCGCACUUCUGCCGGAUCCCGCUUCUGCUGGUGGCUGUGGCGGCCUUGUUUGAGGUGUACCUCCACAGGAGCCACCUGGCGGUGCAGCAGCCCGAGCACGAGCUGGACGAGCCCUUUGCCACGUCGUGCCAGGAGCCCGCCGUGGACCAGCCGCGCGAGAAGGCGGCGCUGGUGAUGCUGGCGCGCAACAAGGACCUGGCCGCGGCACUCAAGACGGUGCAGAGCAUUGAGCGCCACUUCAACCAGUGGUACCACUACCCAAUCGUCUUCCUGAAUGACGAGCCAUGGGGCGCCGAUUUUAUCGCCACCAUGAACGCCACGGCCAGCGGCGGCGCCCGCUUCGAGGUCAUACCAAAGGCCGAGUGGACCUAUCCGGCAUGGAUGGACACGUCUAGCGCCCAGUCCAGCAUCGCCGAGCAGGGCCGCCAGGGCAUCCUGUAUGCCGGCCUCGAGACCUACCACCACAUGUGCCGCUUCUACUCGGGCGCCUUCUACAACCUCGAGGCCCUGCGCGACUACAAGUGGUACUGGCGGAUCGAGCCCGACGUCGACUUCUACUGCUCCAUCACUUACGACCCCUUCGUCGAGCUGGCCCGCAACAACAAGGUCUACGGCUUCACCAUCGCCCUCAACGAGGAGCCGAGCACCUGUCCGGGCCUCUUUCGCGAGGUGGCCGACUGGAAGGAGCAGCACGACCUGCCCACCACGUCGCUCUGGCGCGCCAUGCUGGCGCCCUCGUGGGUGCCCUGGCCCUUCCGCUCGUUCAUGGGCCGGUUCAGCCACCGCAACCGCGACGGCGACGCGUGGAACAUGUGCCAUUACUGGAGCAAUUUCGAGAUUGCCAACCUGGACUUCUUCCGGAGCAAAAACUACCAAGACCUGUACAAGCACCUAGAGAGAUCGGGUGGCUUUUACUACGAGCGGUGGGGCGACGCUCCUGUCCACGCCCUCGCUCUCGCCAUGCUCGUCCCCUCUGAGCGCGUUCAUCACUUCGAGGACCUCGGCUACCGCCACGACUGGUACUACCAGUGCCCGGCCAACGCGCCAGGCGGCCAGCUUCCCGCGUCGGAGGUGCUCAAUGCCGGCGGCAACGGCGACCCGUCCAACUGGUCGCCGGCCCGCCCCGGCGGCAUCGGCUGCCGCUGCGAGUGCGACGGCUCCAAGACCCGCAACUACGCCACCUACUGCCUGCAGCGCCUGCGCCAGCCAAACACCACGCAGCGCCUCGGCCUUUUCGGCUGGCUCUACUCGUGGUUCUGGUGA
This is a messenger RNA of Lasiosphaeria miniovina, 1335 nucleotides long. Its product is annotated as nucleotide-diphospho-sugar transferase. The transcript has 2 exons. Gene Ontology annotation, cellular component: Golgi apparatus; membrane. Gene Ontology annotation, biological process: protein N-linked glycosylation; cell wall mannoprotein biosynthetic process. The coding region runs from base 1 to 1335 and encodes 444 amino acids. Lineage: Eukaryota; Fungi; Ascomycota; Sordariomycetes; Sordariales; Lasiosphaeriaceae. Gene Ontology annotation, molecular function: alpha-1,2-mannosyltransferase activity. The record is from RefSeq and is a predicted model, not a curated record.